AUGGGAAGACCUCCAUGCUGUGACAAGAUAGGGAUCAAGAAAGGACCAUGGACUCCUGAAGAAGACAUCAUUCUUGUUUCUUACAUCCAAGAACAUGGCCCUGGAAACUGGAGAUCUGUUCCCACCAACACUGGGUUAUUGAGAUGCAGCAAAAGCUGUAGACUAAGAUGGACAAAUUAUCUAAGGCCUGGAAUUAAACGCGGAAACUUUACUUCUCAUGAGGAAGGAAUGAUCAUUCACUUGCAAGCCUUAUUGGGUAACAAGUAA
Molecule: messenger RNA, 267 nt
Organism: Arabis nemorensis
Lineage: Eukaryota; Viridiplantae; Streptophyta; Magnoliopsida; Brassicales; Brassicaceae
Source: the annotation of a GenBank genome assembly